Coregonus sp. 'balchen' is the source of this 1745-nucleotide messenger RNA. The record is from the annotation of a GenBank genome assembly. Lineage: Eukaryota; Metazoa; Chordata; Actinopteri; Salmoniformes; Salmonidae.
CAGCUUGACAUAGAGAUGAAGCUGCUGUUAAGCCCCGCCCUUCCCAGGCUCCUCUUCCUGUUAGCAUGUCUCAGUGGGUGUGGCUUGGGCCAUGGGCUACACCUGGGAACCUGCUCUGUCACUGUACACACACACGAACUACGCAAGCACUACACAGAGAUACGGAGCGCUGUGGUGAGCACACAAACACACACCGUCAUUUCCAUGUCGCUGUAUAAGAACAAGAAACCUACCCUGAGGCUCUCAGUCUCUACCUCUCUUUUACUCUCUCUCUCUCUCACUCUCUGUCACACAGUCUGUUUUACAUAUAUUUUAUUAGAGUGAAUUGAAUUUUGUAUUGAUUGUGUUGUUGUUGGCUAAAUGUGUGCAGAUAGCAGCAGACAGUGAAAUGGGAGUGAGACUGCUGAGGGGAGACGUGAUGAGGAACAUACAGGUGAGUUGUUCUCACUACCUUAACCUGCAUAUCAAUGUCCUUUAAAAGGCACUCAGUCUAGUGUUGUCCAUUACGGGAUACAUUUUCCUGGUGCAAAAAAGCACAUAUUUGUAUCUGUACAAAAAAUACAGUAAACCCUCAUAAUCUGGCAGCAUGAUAGAAUUUGAAACAUUUCUUUAACAACGUGCUGCAGUAAAUGUAACAUGUAGUGUGUGCUCCCUUUCAGGAGGGGGAGUACUGCUGUUUCCUGCGUCUAUUGCUGCGUUUUUAUGUGGAGAGAGUGUUUGUUAGCCACGGCUUGUCUCAGCCACUGCACCGACGCUCAACCAGCGCUCUCGCUAAUAGUUUCCUCACAAUCAACAAGCACUUGAGGCAAUGUGUAAGUAGACACACACAGGCACACAUUCAUGCAGGCAUGCACACUCACACACAUAUUAACACACAACUCACACACAAACAAAGCUACUACUAUCGUUAUCUAAUGAUAUCUCUUUAUGUCCUCCAGCACUGCCACUGUGGAGAAGACACCAGGACAAUAAUGGACUCCCUACAGGCCCAGUUUGACAAGGUAACUACACACACUGACAUAUAAAUAGGCAUAUACAGAGAGAGAGCAAAAUAGAGAAAAUACUGUUUGGAGAGUGUAUGGUGAAAGAGGCUUAGACAGCCCAAGAGAGGAGAGUGAGAGAGAGGAGAUUAAUCAAUAAGAUCCAUGCCAAUGUUAACCCCUCUCCGCCUCUUCUCCAUCCUCUCGCCCUCAUCUCUCCCUCCUUUCUCACUCCUCCUACCAUCAUCCAUCCAUCCUCUCCCUUCAUUUCUCCCUCCUCUCCCCCACACCAUCCUACCCCCCCUCAUCUCUCCAUCCUCUCUCCCUCAUCUCUCCAUCCUCUCCCCCUCAUCUCUCCAUCCUGUAGCUGGAGAUCUACCAGGCAGCAGUAAAGGCUAUAGGAGAGCUGGACUCUCUACUGGACUGGCUGGAAGAGCUCACACACAACUCACACAAGCACCUCCACACAGACAGAUAACACACUGUAUGUUUGUAUGUUUAUAUUAAAAUAUGUAAAUGUUGCAGUACAGGUGAUAUGUUACAUUUUUGUUAGCACAUAUGUUUUUGAUGAGAUAAGUUUACCUGAAAGGAAUAUUUAUUAAUGUGUGUAUUCAUGCUUAUUUUUGUAUUAAAACGGACAUAUGUCAGUCUGAGAUGGUUGUCUAUGUUCCAUAAAUAAUGGUUCUGCGAUAGUGUUAUUAACCAGUGUGAAUUUCACCAAACUGUCGAAUUUCACUACAAAAUAAAUGUACAGUGCCUUCGGAA